This is a messenger RNA of Ziziphus jujuba (common jujube), 2800 nucleotides long. RefSeq names its product adoMet-dependent rRNA methyltransferase spb1. The record is from RefSeq and is a predicted model, not a curated record. The coding region runs from base 158 to 2662 and encodes 834 amino acids. Gene Ontology annotation, biological process: maturation of 5.8S rRNA from tricistronic rRNA transcript (SSU-rRNA, 5.8S rRNA, LSU-rRNA); maturation of LSU-rRNA from tricistronic rRNA transcript (SSU-rRNA, 5.8S rRNA, LSU-rRNA); rRNA methylation. Gene Ontology annotation, cellular component: nucleus; preribosome, large subunit precursor; nucleolus. The transcript is spliced from 11 exons. Gene Ontology annotation, molecular function: rRNA (guanine) methyltransferase activity; rRNA (uridine-2'-O-ribose)-methyltransferase activity. Lineage: Eukaryota; Viridiplantae; Streptophyta; Magnoliopsida; Rosales; Rhamnaceae.
CUAACAAAACCCCAAGCUCGACCCGACCCGAAAUUCUCCACCUUCACGUUCGUUCUCUCUGAGCCACCGAUAGGGGCUUGGGAGAUUCUAGUUUCAGAAACCCUAAUUUUAGAGAGCAAAAAGACACAACCAAUCCUAGAGGCAAAACCUUUAGGCAAUGGGGAAGGUAAAGGGUAAGCAUCGUUUGGACAAGUACUACCAUUUAGCCAAAGAGCACGGCUAUCGAUCCCGAGCUUCAUGGAAGCUGGUUCAGCUCGACACCAAGUACAGCUUCCUUCGCUCAUCCCGAGCGGUUCUCGACCUCUGCGCCGCACCUGGUGGUUGGAUGCAGGUUGCAGUCCAGCGAGUUCCCGUCGGCAGCCUCGUCGUCGGCAUCGACUUGGAGAAAAUUACCCCAAUCCGCGGUGCCAUAGCCCUACAGCAGGACAUCACAAAGCCUGAAUGUAGGGCGAAGAUCAAGCGGCUUAUGAGCGAGCAUGGAUGUGUAGCUUUCGAUUUGGUGCUCCAUGACGGGUCGCCCCAUGUUGGUGGUGCUUGGGCGCAGGAAGCCAUGAGUCAGAACGCCUUGGUCAUCGAUGCUGUGAAGUUGGCUACUCAGUUCUUGGCUCCUAAGGGCACUUUUGUUACAAAAGUCUUCAGGUCACAGGACUAUGAUUCUGUCAAAUAUUGCAUGAGCAAGUUAUUUGAGAAGGUUGUGGUGGAUAAACCAGCAGCCAGUCGUUCUGCAUCCGCUGAGAUAUAUAUUUUGGGUUUUAAGUACACAGCCCCUGCAAAGAUUGAUCCACGCCUUCUUGAUGUGAAGCAUCUAUUUCAAGGAUCUAUAGAGCCCCCAAGAAAGGUGGUGGAUGUACUUAGAGGAACAAAGCAAAAAAGGCAUCGUGAUGGCUAUGAAGAUGGAGACACAACUUUGAGGAAAGUGUCCACAGCUGCAGAAUUCGUUUGGUCUGGUACUCCUCUUGACAUCCUUGGUUCUGUUACUUCUAUCAUGUUUGAUGAUCAGGAUUCUUUGCCCUUAAAAGAUCAUGAUUCAACGACAGAAGAGAUUAAAACUCUUUGUGAUGAUCUCCGUGUUCUGGGGAAGCAAGACUUUAAGCAUCUUCUAAAGUGGCGGAUACAGAUAAGAAAGGCAUUGUCUUCUUCACAGAAGGUUGAAUCUACCACUGCUAGAGAUGUUGAAGAUGAGGAUAAGGUGGAUGAAGAUGAUCGAAUACUAAAUGAAAUGGAAGAGAUGGCAAAUGCCAUGCAGCGCAAGAGUAAACGAGAAAAAAAGCUAAUUGCAAAGAGAAGAGCCAAGGACAAGGCACGGAAGGCGACAGGGAUGCAAACAGAUGCAACAGAUGAUGGGUAUAUUGACCAUGAGCUGUUUUCUUUAUCUUCCAUCAAGGGUAAGAAAGAUCUUAUAGCUGUUGAUUCCAAUGAAUAUGAUGAUGAGAAUGGUCACCUGGGUGAUAGUGAAAAUGAAGAAACCCACAGGGCAACAGAAGAAGAUUCAUCUAGUGAUUUAGACUCGGAUGAAGAACGUAGAAGAUAUGAUGAAAAAAUAGAAGAGUUUCUUGAUACGGCUUAUGAACAUUUUGUGACAAAAAAGGAAGGAAGUACUAAACAGCGGAAGCGUGCAAAACAAUUGCGAUCUGAAGAUGACCAACUACUAGAGGGUGGCAGCGAUGAUGAGAUAAUGCAGUCUGAAUAUGAAUCAGACAAAGACCAUGGUGAUGAGGAAGGGAAUCCUCUCAUGGUACCACUUGAUGAUGGGGAAAAGCCAACAGAAGAUGAGAUUACAAACAAGUGGUUUAGUCAGGACAUUUUUGCUGAAGCUGUGGAGGAUGGGGAUUUGGAUAAGUUCAACAGCGAAGAUGAAAUGGAAAUUGACAGGAAACAGGAGAAACAUCAAUUGCCAGAAAAGGCCAAGGAAAAGGCAGCAAACCAUGCUGUGGUACCAAAUCAGCUUCGACAACAAACUUCCAAGGCAGAUGAAGAUUUUGAGGUUGUCCCUGCUCCGGAUACAGAUUCAAGUGACUCAUCCUCAGAUGAAGAUGUGGAGACAAAAGCUGAAAUACUUGCUUGUGCGAAGAAAAUGCUGAGGAAAAAGCAGAGGGAGCAGAUACUUGAUGAUGCCUAUAAUAGGUACAUGUUUGAUGAUGAUGGAUUACCACAGUGGUUUUUGGAGGAAGAAAAGAGACAUCGCCAGCCAAUUAAGCCUGUGACCAAAGAAGAGGUUGCCGCUAUGAGAGCACAGUUUAAAGAAAUUAACGCCCGGCCUGCAAAGAAAGUGGCUGAGGCAAAGGCUAGGAAAAAGCGGGUUGCCAUGAAGAAGCUCGAGAAAAUUCGGAAGAAGGCAAACAUAAUAGCAGACCAGACAGACAUUUCUGAUCGAUCAAAGAGCAAGCAAAUUGAACAGCUAUAUAAGAAGGCUACACCUAAAAGGCCUCAAAAGGAGUAUGUGGUUGCAAAGAAGGGAGUCAAAGUGAGGGUUGGCAAGGGCAAAGUCCUUGUUGAUCGGCGAAUGAAAAAGGAUGCGAGGACUCACGGUGGUGCAGGUAAACCAGGAAAAGGAAAUUCAAAGAAGGGAAAGAAUGCCAAGGCUCAGAAAGGUAAAGGAUCUGCAAAAGCUUCAGCAAAGGGAAAAAAAGGUCGCAGAGGAAAGAUGGGCAUGAACGAAUAAACCCAUUGAUGAGUUCAAAGAUUAGAUGUUAAUUUAUGGAUUUAUUAUCUAUUGUGAUUCACCACAAUACGGCUUUUUUAUGAGGCAAAAUUUGCUAUGAAUUUUGAGUUGCGUUUUAAGGAAUUCUGAUUCUGAACA